This is a messenger RNA of Cercospora beticola, 1799 nucleotides long. RefSeq lists its product as uncharacterized. NCBI's taxonomy places the organism in Eukaryota, Fungi, Ascomycota, Dothideomycetes, Mycosphaerellales, Mycosphaerellaceae. Gene Ontology annotation, cellular component: membrane. Gene Ontology annotation, molecular function: amino acid transmembrane transporter activity. Gene Ontology annotation, biological process: amino acid transmembrane transport. The record is from RefSeq and is a predicted model, not a curated record.
CGAGAUGGCCCUGCAUGGUCUCGCAACUUCACACACAUUCGCAAAACAAAGCUUCUCUCUUUCCAACAUUGUGCAUGUUGGCACAAGCUUAGCAGAUCGUCGUCAAAAUGAGUGUCCGCAGCCACAGCGAUGACGCUUUGAGGGACGACACCGCCAAGAACGGACAUGCGAUCUUAUCGGCCAGUAUUCUACCAGAAGACACGACAUUUUCUCGAGCCGGACCAGCACCUCCUGCCGACCACGAAGCAGAUUUUGUCACAAGGAAUGAAUAUGAAGAUUUGAGUCGUGGACUUCAUCAACGACAUGUUUCUCUCAUCGCUAUUGCCGGUGCGAUUGGUACGGGACUUUUUCUUGGUCUGGGAGGAGCGAUCCAGACUGGAGGUCCACUCGGUGCUUUGCUGGGCUACUUUACUGUAGGAUGCAUCGUGGCGUCUGUGCAAUUUGCUUUGGGAGAAGUUACGGCUCUGUUGCCUGUUACGGGCAGUUUUGUCAGACAUGCUGAGUUUCUGGUCGAUCCUGCUUUGGGGUUUGCGAUUGGUUGGAAUAUUGUCUAUGGCAACUGGUUGAGUAUACCUGCGGAAAUCACAGCUAUCUGUGUGCUCUUUCAAUACUGGACAGAUUUGAACAGUUCGGUUUGGAUCAUUAUAUUCAUUAUCCUGACGUUUGUUGUUGGCAUGUCUCUGAUUCGUGUAUAUGGUGAGAUCGAGUUCUGGUUUGCUCUGCUCAAGAUCUUCUUCAUCAUCUUCCUCAUCAUACUGGGUCUCGUCAUCGCUCUCGGCGGUGUAUCUGGAGUGGAUCGCAUUGGCUUCCGUUACUGGAAAAGUCCUGGUCCUUUCGUUGAGUACAUCGCAACUGGUUCAUGGGGCAACUUCCUCGGCUACUGGGCAACCAUGAGUUCUGCCGUCUUCUCGUUCGCUGGAACUGAGAGUGUUGCGAUGGCAGCUGCUGAAACCAGAAAUCCUCGACAAGCGAUUCCAAGAGCGUGCAAGCGAGUUUUCAUUCGAGUCGCGGUCUUCUACCUGCUCGCAGUCCUUGUGGUUGGCAUGCUUGUUGCAAGUGACGAUGAACGUCUCGACAACCAAUCCGGCACAGCCGCGCAAUCGCCAUUCGUCAUCGCUGCGUCCGCAGCUGGUAUCAAGGCGAUCCCUUCUGUGGUAAAUGCGGUUGUCAUAACAUCUGCUUGGUCGAGUUCAAACCAGGCUCUUCUGGCUGGCACUCGUGUCCUCUAUGCCCUCGCACUGAAGAAGCAGGCGCCGAAGAUCUUCUUGAAGACCACUUCGUGGGGUGUACCAUACGUUUGUGUGCUGUUGCAGACACUAUUCAUGUUCUUGGCGUUCAUGAGUCUGUCGAGCGGUGCGUUGACAGUGUUCUACUGGUUUCAGAGUCUGGUGGCCUGUGGUGUGCUUAUAUCCUGGAUUACAAUCUUGGUCAAUCACCAACGUCUCCUGCUUGCUAUGAAGAAGCAAUCGAUUCCGUACUCCCUAUUGCCAUGGCACAACUCCUGGACGAGAUAUUCCACACCCAUCUCACUGGUCUUGACUGUUGUUAUUCUCUUCACAGCCGGAUUUUCGAACUUCACCAGAGGUAAUUGGUCAUCUUCCGGGUUCGUGUCCAGCUACCUCGACAUUCCGCUUGUGUUGACAGCAUACACACUUUGGAAGCUCUUCAAAAGGACGAAGCUUGUGAAGUUGGAAGACAUCCCCUUGAGAGAAGCUUUUGCGGAGAUCGACAGGAAACCAGAAGAGCCGGAACCAGUUCCCAAAGGUUGGGUCAAGUUUGUGAGUUUCCUGUGGGAUUAA